This is a messenger RNA of Desarmillaria tabescens, 1611 nucleotides long. RefSeq lists its product as uncharacterized. The transcript has 6 exons. The record is from RefSeq and is a predicted model, not a curated record. NCBI's taxonomy places the organism in Eukaryota, Fungi, Basidiomycota, Agaricomycetes, Agaricales, Physalacriaceae. The coding region runs from base 271 to 1524 and encodes 417 amino acids.
GAAUCGACAUUUACAACAUAUCGUCCUAAACCACGCUUGAGCUCCUUAAGACUGGGAAAGUGCAAGCGUGGCUGGACUGUUUGCCUCAUUUCCGAGCGCAAGACUAAGCAACUUUCACUGACCACGAGACCGUAAGUUCCGAAGGCUCUCCGAGUAUGUCGCCAUUCGGGAACGUUUUGAUCGACCUGAAAAUCGAGUGUUGAAAAUCGCCGAGUGACUCACAGCCAACUACGGUCACUCGAUUUUUUGACUUGGUUUUCCCACAUACAAAUGUUGCCUCUCUUAGCUGUCCCGUGCUUCUCAGCUUUCCCACCGACCUACUGCUCCAAUACCCCUCCUCCUCAUUAUUGUACAGACCCGACAAACGGAGAAAGGUCCAUUGAGCAUGCACCUCACCGGGUUGGGCGCGUUGCGGACGGUACCUUCAUCAGGAAUCGUGAAAGACUUACUGUCCUUUUAACACAACAAGAGGAUGGUAUCUCAUCUCCAGUAUAUGGCCGGAUGGGCAACAUCGCCGGAGCUGUACUUCUCAGCUCAUCAGAGGACAUAAUUGAGGUCAAAAUACAAGUAAAGUGCCAUUUCAUCGUUUUUUUUUCUUUUGAAGGUCGCCUGCAUUUCAUGAGUUCUGAGAAUGGUUCAAGGACGGUUCCGACCGUCAGCGAAACGUAUACCCUAUGGAAUUGCUCCCGAACGGAGAUCGAGUCAUGCCCGGGUUCCUUUCCCUUCUCUUUCUAUCUUCCGCUGGCAUUUGAGGAUAGUGGAAGGACCUACCCAUUGCCGCCUACCUUCCAGACUGCCUUCACUGCUGUUCCCAGCUUGGUAGUGACCUCCGUCUAUACACUUAUUGCUUCCAUCACCACUGUACGUCGUCCACUGAUGCUUGGGUUUGAUAAGGUAUCGUCUAUGCGUGUACCCAUAACUUACUACCCCAGAACCCGACCCGAACGCCCUCCCUUAUAUGUCCCUCUACUUUCCAGUAUCAAGACUUGCCCUGAAGAAUGGAACCAGGUCCUUGUUACUGUGAAAGCAAAGUGCAGUUAUAACCUUCUCCCCAUCCAAUGCAACUUCUUCGUACCAUCCGUCCAGGCGUUUUCUUUCUCGGACGUGAUCCCUUUCCACAUCCAACUCAGUGGUCCGCUUUUCUCUCUCCUCAUGCUCUUUCCCCAACGAUCUACCGAAUACGAACCUUCCAUUUCCGUCACCAUGCACCGACAAAUCAUCAUCGAAAUUCAGGGCCGAAAGUCGCAGAAGAAUCAAGAAAUCGGAGUAGGGACUAUGUGGCCCAUCCCUCCUCCGCCGUCCCAGUGUGAUCGCGAUGAAGAAAAAAGCAUCGAUUGGGGAGGUGAAAUCCGAUGCAAACCCACUGUCAAGGUGGGCGGGUUUGCAGCCUCUGGCCUUUCUGUCAAGGAUUACAUCCUCUUUUCGCUGGAGCCUCCAUCAAAUUCACCUUUCCUUCCCGCCCGGGGGCACAUUCCCAUACUUCUCACAACAGAUUCUUGGGCCGACGCCCCCAAUGAGGCAUGAGCCAGAAUAUUUAACUGGGUCUCUAUUGAAAAAGGUCGGCAUUCAGGUCAUACAAAAAUCGGUAUAAGAUGGAUGUAGCGUUCGAUA